CUCCGACUCACCACCACACGAUGUGUCAGAACGAUACCGCUUAUCCGAUCAAUCAACAAUCCACAUGCCGAAAGCAUGCUGGACAUGCCGUAGCCGCACAAUCCGCUGCGACGCCUCGCGCAUCCCCUGUCUGAAAUGCGAGAAAGCGGGUCUCGAGUGCGUCGAGAAGAAGCCGCUGCGAUGGGUCAAUGGCGUCGCAAUCCGGGGAAAGAUGCGAGGGCAGACGUAUGGCGCAACAUCGCCGGGCUCUGAGGGCGGACGCUCGCUUGUGCAGUAUAAGCCGUACGGGGAGGAGAUUGUUUUGAGAGCAAGGACUAGUCCGCCCAGUACUGCGAGUAGCCCUCCAAAAUUUCCGGCAAGUCCUUUAGCAUUCACGCUGCUGGAUUCGCGCGUGCAAGGCCUGCACUGGGGUACGAGGUUUUAUGUCGAUUAUUAUAGUGAUCAGAUCUGCAAAUUGUACAUCUUGCAUGAUAGCGACAAUAACCCUUUUCGCAGUUUGCUUCCGUACGCCCUCAAUGAUACCCCCCUGCUCAAAGCAAUAUCUGCGCUAUCGGCACGACACAUCGCCAAUGCGAGCCAGUCCUUUGACCAGGCCGGCGAAGCUGCUACUCCUCAAUCUAGGAAGGCCGAGCUAGAAGCAUUACAGUCCAAAUCGCAGGCUAUAGCCAGCCUCAAGGCGCAACUUGAUAUCCCGGAGCCGUGUAAAUUGGACAUGACUCUAGCAACCAUCUUGCUGCUCAUCUUUGUCGAGCUCCUCGAGUCUGGACUGGAUGGGUGGAACUUCCAUCUCAAGGGGGCGAGAGGUCUGGGUGACUUUUCCCAGUCGCUUAUCCAACCAGCAUCGCCUGGGCAUACAAAGUCCUCUGGUGAAAUGGCGCAAGACGUACGGAUGUUUAUUGCCAGGCAAUAUUCCAUAAUCGAUACAUUAGGUUCCGCAUUGUCGCACCCCAACUCUCGACUCGAAGAUUUCUCUAGCGGUGAGGUGAUCGAAGGCCAAGAGUCUGUCGUCCGAAGCUUUCUCGGAUGUCCCGAGUUCAUAUUGCGAUCCAUUCAAUUCUUCUCGAACCAACGACAGCUUGUAUCAGAAUCACCACCAUACAAUGAACCCUCCAUCGACACGCAUAUCCAGGACACACUCACGAUGCUCGAGCUAACUGAAACGUUCGACUCGCUCAAAUGGGCGUCACAAUUCCACACCUCAAGCACUUCCUCUACAACAGAGACGACCAAUCUCUACCUAUUGUCGCAAGCAUAUAAAACAGCCGCGCUGCUUUACGGCCGACAAGUUCUCGCAAGCACAGGGACGCAUCUUGAGACUAGAGAAACCCAGACGCUGCUCUCGCAACUACUUGGAACCAUCGACGCGCUCAAAGGCGAAGACACAUUCUUCAAGUGCCUCCUCUGGCCGACGUUUGUCGCCGGGCUCCAUUGCCUCGAGCGGGGACAGCAGGAUUAUGUUACUGACUCGCUGAGAAGCGUUUGGGAUCUUACGAAGUGUCUAAAUGUUAUAAGCGCCGCUGAUAUUCUGAGGAAGUAUUGGGAGCGCGUUAAGGUCUCGGGAACGGAGAAUCCGUGGACGGCUGGCCUUGUUGAGCUGGAUCGACAUUGGUUGUUGAUUUGAUACGGAUUAAUGAAUGAACGAAUCAUUUUACAUCUCCCUAGAGGAACUGCUAUGUAGUACGAGUAUGGAACAUAGGGUUAUGAUCUAGGCUAUCCCAUAAGAAUCUACUACCAUGCCAAUGGAGGACCAGCUGUGGAUCUGCGCUUUGUUUUGAGGCAGUGUCCCAUUUCUAGCAGAU
Molecule: messenger RNA, 1799 nt
Organism: Aspergillus calidoustus
Lineage: Eukaryota; Fungi; Ascomycota; Eurotiomycetes; Eurotiales; Aspergillaceae
Source: the annotation of a GenBank genome assembly